AUGGUUGAUUCAUUUUCUAAAUACUUUUGGGCUGCUGCUUUGUUUGAAAAGCGUACCCUGGCUGUUAGUAAUACGUUUAUGAACGUGUUCAGCACCUCGGCUUCCCUUUUAUAUUUCAUACAGACAAUGGUAGAGAAUUUUGCAAUACCGGUGAAUCAGAUAUAUGCAAUGAAUUUAAUAUUGGGCAUGUUAAAGGUAG
This is a messenger RNA of Vairimorpha ceranae, 199 nucleotides long. RefSeq lists its product as hypothetical. Lineage: Eukaryota; Fungi; Microsporidia; Nosematidae. The transcript has a single exon. The record is from RefSeq and is a predicted model, not a curated record. The annotation marks the transcript as partial.